AUGGUUUCGAAAUUCAAGAGAGUUGCUACUGUAGCAGCAAGAAAGUCGGCUACACGCAUGCGUGCAGCCGGAGAGAGUACUUCUCACACCUCAGCAGCAGGUGAUUCGUCGCCUGCUGAUGUGAACAGUCCACGUGGUGAGUCACCACGUACAACAGGUACAUCCGCUGCGUCUGCAGCGGGUACUGCGAAUCGUAUUCCAGAUGAGUAUGAAAUAGAGCUCACAUGUUCUGGCGAGUCGAAUGAUGCAUCCGACUCGAAGGCGACACCUCACGCCUCCCGAUCACCCGGGGCGGACACUGCAAGAGCCAGGUUGACUGGUUCUGGUCAACGUGGUGGCAUCAUGCUCGAGAUCUUCGGAUUGAGCGAUUAUUCCGAUGAGUUUCAGCCUCACGCAAGUCUAUCCAGCGAUAGGACGCGUGGCGAUGGUGGUGACGCACCUAUACAUCACAGCGAGCGUAGCAACUCGAGAGAUCGAGGCGUCACUGGUGUCAGUGCUCACACUGGCACCAAUCAAGAGGCCAGGGACCGAAAUGUCCUGCGCCACGCUCCUUAA
Peronospora matthiolae is the source of this 555-nucleotide messenger RNA. Lineage: Eukaryota; Oomycota; Peronosporomycetes; Peronosporales; Peronosporaceae. The record is from the annotation of a GenBank genome assembly.